Puccinia graminis f. sp. tritici CRL 75-36-700-3 is the source of this 1011-nucleotide messenger RNA. RefSeq lists its product as uncharacterized. NCBI's taxonomy places the organism in Eukaryota, Fungi, Basidiomycota, Pucciniomycetes, Pucciniales, Pucciniaceae. The transcript has 2 exons. The coding region runs from base 1 to 1011 and encodes 336 amino acids. The record is from RefSeq and is a predicted model, not a curated record.
AUGUCUCCCUCCACCAGAUCUGGAAGAACUUACUCGGAAACUCCUUCCAUAACUAGCAGCCGACGAUCCAGUACGACCAGGAGCGUCCGUGGAAGAAAACCCCGAAGCACCGCGCAAGUCGACGCCGACCCCAUUGGGGGCGGACAAGAUCAACCCACCGCCGAAGGACUUAAUCCCUCCUCAAUCAAAGAAAAACGAACCAGCGUCGAAACCAACCUCGCCGGAACCUCUCAAAUUAAUAACCAAGAAAAAAGCCGUAUCAACGACUCCCAAGAGGACGACGAAGGAAAACACCGCAAAGCCAUCGGCAUUAUUCGUCCCAGCAAAACCACCGACGAAGCUCAUCCCAACCCAACCAUCAUCAGAAAAGGCCAGGAAGAGACAAGCUAUCUCGGUAGUGAUACCGAUGUCAACCCCAUCAAGACGCCCAGCGCCGUCUAUCGCAGACCCGCCGAGAACGACCCAACUACCGGUGCCCAACCACCCUCAAGCGCCAAUCCCCAAGACCAAUCCAUCCCAAUCGUCGGACGCAAUGGACAACUGAAUGCGGUCGAAGACCAAGCCUGCAGGAUUUAUCGACAACAGUAUCACAUGUACGAGACCGCCAAGAAAGCGAAUCAACACGCGGACGCCACACGAGCGCUGACCGAGUGCCAACGCUCUUACCGCAACAUAUCGAAAAAGCUAACCUGGCAGUUCGCUCUGUCGGUCAACAACGGUUGGAACCCGUUCAAAGAAGCGAAGUCGGCCAAGCUCCUAGCGAAACUAGAGGGCCGCUCGCAACCAACGGCCAGCGGAUCUCGACCCUCCGGGAGCUACACCUCCUCCAGCAACCAACGCGGGAAAAGACCAGCCGAGACGGACCUCAACAAGCUCGGCAAGAUACCGAAACUCGACACCUCGUGGCGAGAAACGAUGGCGGCGGCCAGAGCCUUGCAACAGGCCAGAGCCCAAGUAUUAGAAGAGUUGCACAAAGAGGAGGAAGCCUCCAAGCGCCGCAAGAAAGAUUAG